UUCAAAUUCCAAAACUCUAUAUAAAACCAUCACAACACACUCCAAUACUUGCUCAUUCACUCAACACUCUCCCAAACAUGUCUUCAUCUAUCCCCACCCUUUGUGUUCCUAACAUUACUGAUUCUUCUUCAGUAAUAAGCUUCGGCCUCUUCCUAUCCGUCGUCGUUUUCGUCUCCGUCUUCGCCUUCCUACUCGCUCCGGGUGGUCUCUCAUGGGCCCUCUCCAAACCCCGGCCCAAAACCGCCAUCCCGGGCCCUUCCGGCGUCCCGUUUAUGGGCCUUGUGUUUGCUUUCACUUCUUCGUUAACACACCGAACUCUAGCAAAACUUUCUACUGCUUUUAACGCCAAGCCUCUCAUGGCUUUUUCAGUCGGAUUGACCCGUUUUGUCAUCUCGAGUCACCCGGAUACCGCUAAGGAGAUUCUCAACAGUACUGAUUUUGCUGACCGGCCCGUUAAGGAGUCAGCAUACGAGCUGUUGUUUCACCGGGCUAUGGGCUUUGCUCCAUACGGUGAAUACUGGCGUAAUUUGAGAAGAAUCUCAGCGACCCAUUUGUUUAGCCCGAAAAGGGUGUCCGGGUUUGGUGUUUUCCGGGAAAAUAUCGGGUUGAAAAUGAUGGAUCAAGUUUCUUUUUCAAUGAAUGAAAAUGGUGUUGUGGAGGUUAAGAAGAUGCUCCAUUUUGCGUCACUAAACAAUGUCAUGAUGUCUGUGUUUGGAAAAUGUUAUGAAGAUUUUGGAAAAGGUGGUGAUGGGUAUAAGCUUGAGGAGCUUGUGAGUGAAGGGUAUGUGCUUUUGGGUGUGUUUAACUGGAGUGAUCAUUUUCCAGUUGUUAGUUGGUUUGAUGUUCAAGGAGUUAGGAGGAGGUGUAGAGAUUUGGUUGCUAAGGUUAAUGUUUUUGUCGGCGACAUCAUUGAACAACACCGAGAAAAACGGUCGGGUUAUGUUGGUGCUAUGGCGGUUCAUGAUGGUGAUUUUGUGGAUGUUUUGCUUGAUUUGGAGUCCGAAAAUAAGUUUAGUGAUUCUGAUAUGAUUGCUGUUCUAUGGGAAAUGAUAUUUAGAGGGACUGACACGGUGGCAAUCUUGUUGGAGUGGAUACUUGCCCGAAUGGUGUUACACCCUGAUAUCCAAGCCCGGGCCCAAUCCGAAAUCGCAAGGGUGGUAGGAGACCGACCCGUCACCGAUUCGGAUCUUGACAACCUUCCUUAUCUACAUGCAAUUGUUAAAGAAACCCUACGUGUUCACCCACCGGGCCCACUUCUAUCUUGGGCACGCCUCUCAACCCAAGAUACCCAUGUGGGCCCACAUUUCGUUCCCGCGGGAACCACUGCAAUGGUGAACAUGUGGGCUAUAACCCAUGACGAGCAUGUGUGGUCCGAGCCAAACCGGUUCAACCCGGACCGGUUCUUGAAGGAGGAUGUAGCCAUAAUGGGUUCGGAUCUGAGGUUGGCUCCGUUUGGUGCGGGGAGGAGGGUGUGCCCAGGGAAGGCAAUGGGCCUAGCCACGGUUCAUCUGUGGCUAGCCCAGCUUUUGCAAAAGUUCAAGUGGGUUGAAGCCGGUUCGGUUGACUUGUCAGAAUGUUUGAAGCUGUCUUUGGAGAUGAAGAAACCGUUGGUUUGCAGGGCUGUUUCGAGGGCAUAAUGGGUGUUUCGCUUAUGAUAUUAGCAGUUACUAGUAAGUGUGUGGUUUUAGCAUUGUCGCUUUGUGACGUUUUUCACGUAAUAAUGUAAUUUCCUAAGUAUUUAUGUGGCUUUAUUAUCAAGUACCCUAGUUGUAAUGGCAUGGAUCAAAAAUUAAAUGGUAGUCUUAACAAUUAUAUA
Helianthus annuus (common sunflower) is the source of this 1816-nucleotide messenger RNA. RefSeq names its product cytochrome P450 78A5. The coding region runs from base 78 to 1637 and encodes 519 amino acids. Gene Ontology annotation, molecular function: iron ion binding; heme binding; oxidoreductase activity, acting on paired donors, with incorporation or reduction of molecular oxygen. The record is from RefSeq and is a predicted model, not a curated record. The transcript is spliced from 2 exons. NCBI's taxonomy places the organism in Eukaryota, Viridiplantae, Streptophyta, Magnoliopsida, Asterales, Asteraceae.